AUGCGUACCACCUUCUGCCCUCAGCCACGCGGUUUCCGCUUCAGUAACAAGGCAAUAUCUCACCACUUGAAGCUCGAACUCUUCAAGCCUCGUGCGUUCUCGCUGUCCGACACGGUGCGCAAGAACACGAUCGCUGUGUUGCGGACGUUCUGGGCCCUUCGCCAGUUCAGAGACAUACCUGGCCUCGCCGACGACAUCGCUACGCUUCUAGGCUGGCGUUGUCAUCCAAAACACGUCGUUGAGCUGCUGAGACGUCUUUUGGCUGGUCGCGAGGCCUUUCUUGCCAAUCACCAGGGUGCUGGAAGGUAUCGCGGGACAUUCGCGUUCUUGGUUGACCAGUGGCGCGGCUUGAAGCAACGGUCUCUCCUCCUCACCAAGAUGAGAAUCGCCUAUUACCACCAGUGUCUGGCUGCGCUGAAGCACCACCUCGAGAUCGACGCCGCCAAUGCCCUGCGUCUGGGUCCCUUGCCUCCCACCACCAUUGACAUCCUGCCAUCUCCGCCCUCCGAAUCCGACUGGAAGAAGAAGCGCCCCAGUGUGUCAUAUAGCGCUGACUCGGUAGCGCGUCUUCAGAUCGAGAGUGAGCUGGGUCUGGGUGCUGCUGCGCAGACUGCAGCAGUCGCCCAGUACCAGUAA
Messenger RNA from Cryphonectria parasitica EP155, 636 nucleotides. RefSeq lists its product as uncharacterized. The transcript is spliced from 2 exons. The record is from RefSeq and is a predicted model, not a curated record. Lineage: Eukaryota; Fungi; Ascomycota; Sordariomycetes; Diaporthales; Cryphonectriaceae. The coding region runs from base 1 to 636 and encodes 211 amino acids.